AGGAGUCAAAACUAUUGGCAGAAGGUGGAUCAGCUGGGGAAAGGGGCGGGGCCAAAGGCGAAAUCUAGGAAGCGGUGUCUUGGGGUUAGUGCCUCUCUUGCCUCUGCAGUGACCGGUGCCGGUGUACAGACGUCAACCGUCAGCAUGUCCAAGAAAAUCUCAGGUGGCUCUGUGGUGGAGAUGCAAGGAGAUGAGAUGACCCGUGUUAUUUGGGAUCUGAUUAAGGAUAAGCUCAUUCUUCCUUAUGUGGAGCUGGAUUUACACAGCUAUGAUCUUGGCAUGGAGAAUCGUGACUUAACUGAUGAUAAGGUCACCAUUGAAGCUGCUGAAGCUAUCCAAAAAUAUAAUGUUGGAAUCAAGUGUGCCACCAUUACACCCGAUGAGAAAAGGGUUGAAGAGUUUAAGUUGAAGCAAAUGUGGAAGUCCCCAAAUGGAACCAUCAGAAAUAUUCUAGGAGGAACUGUUUUUAGAGAGGCUAUCAUCUGCAAGAACAUCCCGAGGCUUGUCUCUGGAUGGGUCAAGCCCAUCAUCAUUGGCCGUCAUGCUUAUGGAGAUCAGUACAGAGCCACAGACUUUGUUGUUCCCGGGCCAGGCACGGUGGAAAUAUCCUUCACCCCUAAAGAUGGCGGACAACCUAUUAAAUAUGUUGUACAUAAUUUUGAAGAUUGUGGUGGUGUGGCUCUUGGGAUGUAUAACACUGAUCAAUCCAUUAGAGAUUUUGCUCACAGUUCCUUCCAGAUGGCACUGGUUAAAAGUUGGCCUUUGUAUAUGAGCACCAAAAACACAAUUCUCAAGCGAUAUGAUGGUCGUUUCAAGGAUAUUUUCCAGGAGAUCUAUGAGAAAGAAUACAAAUCACAGUUUGAAGAAAAAAAGAUCUGGUAUGAGCAUAGGCUUAUAGAUGAUAUGGUGGCUCAAGCCAUGAAAUCUGAGGGCGGCUUCAUCUGGGCCUGCAAGAACUAUGACGGAGAUGUGCAGUCAGAUUCAGUGGCUCAAGGCUAUGGGUCUUUGGGGAUGAUGACCAGUGUACUGAUAUGUCCGGAUGGCAAGACCGUAGAAGCAGAAGCGGCACAUGGCACGGUGACCCGUCACUACAGGAUGCAUCAGAAAGGCCAGGAGACCUCUACUAAUCCUAUAGCUUCCAUCUUUGCCUGGACCCGGGGUCUGGAACAUAGGGCUAAGCUGGAUCACAACAAUGAACUGAAAAACUUUGCCACAGCAUUAGAGGAAGUGUGCAUUGAGACAAUAGAAGCUGGCUUCAUGACUAAAGAUCUUGCUGCUUGUAUUAAAGGUCUACCUAAUGUACAGCGAAGUGACUACUUGAAUACUUUUGAAUUCCUGGACAAACUAGCUGAGAACCUUCAGCUGAAACUUGCCGCUCAAGCCAAGUUGUAAUUACCAAAAGCUCAGAAGGCAAAUCUCAGGUUUAUUCUUCCCCGCUAGUCGACAGCAUUCUACAGGACCGUUUUACUUCCAUCCAGUGCAAACCAUGGCCCUCCUGGUUGGGCUACUCCAUUUAAAUGUUUUUAUUUCAAUCUGAUUGUAGUUUCUGUUGUCAUUUCUUUGACAUAUUAUUGUACACAGGUAAAUCCCACUCAUUAUACAGCUAUUAUUGCAAAAAAAGACUAUAGGCCAUAGCCUACAACAUCUUCCCACAAGCCUGCCUUUUUCAUGCAUAAUGGUUAUUUCUCCUUCGUGGUCAUGCUGUAUGUAAGCUCUUCAAUCAUGCUGAGAAUGUGCACCCGACACAAGUUAAAAGAUGCAAUUCUGUUCUUUGAAUAUGGUUUCCAGUACAUAAUGCUAGAGAAGUGUUUUACAAUUGGCAUUUUAACAACGUAUGGAUGAGUGUGGCUAUUACAGAAGCACUCCGGGAUUUUUUUUCUCUUUGCCUAUAUAGUGCGGGAUCGGCCAUUUUUAAAGAAUAAGAUAGAGGUUUUUGUGUAUUCCUGUACAAACCUGCUUUAAUUUGAUGUGUAAAUUGUGGGUUGGCAGCAAUCUUGAAUCCUUCUCCCCUCAUAUAUGGUUUUCCUAAUCCAUGACGCAUUUCCCAUCAUACCUGGCUUUGCAGACAGGGGGCGUAGUCUCACCACACUGCGCCUUCUCAGGGCAGCCAUGACAGAUUAGUGACACAACUGCUAUUACCUUUCUGCCCUGACAGAUCUUACAUGCAGGAGGCCAGUUUAAAGCUACAUUUCACUGGAGAGUCAGCACACACAGAUAGUACAGAGCCAGUGUGAGUCAAGAGGAUUAUGUAACUGCAGCUAAUCACUGUAUUCUUUUAUCUAAUAUAUAUUUAGAUGCCGGUAUUAAUAACCCCUAUAUCUGGUGGUGGAUCCGCCGAAGUGAUGAAGAGGCGCAGAACUCUACAUAAUUUUGGCACAUCCAGCACCAGUCUAAAUGUAAGCCAGCUUCCUAGCUGGCCUGCAUUUCGACCAUUUUAUUUACACCUAACACAGAUGUAGUAAAUAAUGACAGAAUACAGAGGAAAGGAGGGGCCUGAGAGCUACCAGAAGGGAUUUGAUUGGUGAUGUCAUCCUGUAGUUUACAGGAAGUCAGCAACAGUGAGACACUGAAUUCCCAUAAUGAAAAGGUUCAAAAUGUAACUUGGUUAGGAUGUAGCAAAUGUCGCUGCUAGAAUACCAGAGUGCUUCUUAAAUGUAAUUUGCACAAUCAUUCCAAUAAAGUAUCAUGUCCAAUCUAGCAGAAUCAAUGAAUGCAUACUGUGAUAUCCUGCAUAUAGCAGAGGCUGCUAAAGGAAUUAUGAAAGUUAGAGGCAAUAGAUGGAAAUGACGCAUGAUAUCAUGGAGUAAACUACACCUGCUGUGUCUAGCAUAAAUAGAAUGCUAGAACCUAGGAAUCUCAUGGCUGCUGGUAAAUGGCAGAAUUAUGGGACUUGUUUCAUGUAACAGUGUUUUAGAUCCAUGAAGAUGCCAAGUGCUGUGAACAGGCUGCACAUGUAGCGGUAAUUUCAAGUAUGACACUGUACACCUUAAACGUGUAGUCUUCACAAUAUCCAUGUGUACUUUAUCAGUUAAACUUAUCACGUUUCCUUGUCAUAACGCAAACAGUUUAUAAACCUUCACCAAAUGUCUGUCAUUACCAAACAUCAUCUGGAAUAUUUUUAAUAAAGCAGAUUCAUAGUAAAA
Bufo gargarizans (Asiatic toad) is the source of this 3143-nucleotide messenger RNA. RefSeq names its product isocitrate dehydrogenase (NADP(+)) 1 (gene IDH1). NCBI's taxonomy places the organism in Eukaryota, Metazoa, Chordata, Amphibia, Anura, Bufonidae. Gene Ontology annotation, cellular component: mitochondrion; peroxisome; cytosol. Gene Ontology annotation, biological process: isocitrate metabolic process. The transcript is spliced from 9 exons. Gene Ontology annotation, molecular function: isocitrate dehydrogenase (NADP+) activity; magnesium ion binding; NAD binding. The record is from RefSeq and is a predicted model, not a curated record. Bases 145 to 1392 code for a protein of 415 amino acids.